This is a messenger RNA of Aspergillus eucalypticola CBS 122712, 1560 nucleotides long. RefSeq names its product SH3 domain protein. The record is from RefSeq and is a predicted model, not a curated record. The transcript is spliced from 4 exons. Lineage: Eukaryota; Fungi; Ascomycota; Eurotiomycetes; Eurotiales; Aspergillaceae. Gene Ontology annotation, molecular function: protein binding. The coding region runs from base 1 to 1560 and encodes 519 amino acids.
AUGUCCAGCACGUGUAUCUCAUUGUCGGGCUCGACACAAUGCCCUGCUUUUGACAGUUCCUCUGUCUCGACGAACUCCAGCCUGUAUACAGACUUUCCCUUCAUGCAAUACGUGUCGAACCUAACACAGUUCGACAAUGAGCUGAGCAGCUAUGUCAUGCAGGGAUAUGUCAAGGAAAAGUAUGAGGAAUACUUGGGCUGUCAGGGGGUAAACUUGACAGAUACCGACGAUUAUUAUGCCCGCUAUACGACAAGUGUAUUAUGUAGCAGCCUGGUACAAAGCUCAAAGAGUGAUUGUAACCUAUCCGAUGAAGAGUCAAGACCGCUUUGCGCUGAUACCUGCGCAUCAAUGGCGAUCAGUGAAGAGGCGAUAGUUACGGAUACUAAUCUCUGCUCCGAAAAGGCAAGCGACUACAUGUCUCAAAUUCGGUCUGACUUUACGAUCUGCGCCCUACCAGCCGAUUCGCUUACGGUAACUUGCAUCACGGGAGCCGAAAACGAACCGAAGAACUGCGGAUAUCGUUCAAAUCUCUUGGGACUGUGUACAUAUUGCGCCUCAGGAUCGUCAAAUUCCACCGAUUCGUGCUGUACAGAUUCGAAUGCUGCUACUCGGUGUUCGAAUGUCACAGUUCCGUCUUCGACACUUCCCCCGAUAUUCACCUCUACAGCUGCGUCCAACUCAACAGCAGGCUCCAAUGACUUAUCGGGAGGGCAAAUAGCGGGAAUUGUUAUAGGUUCGGUAGCCGGAUUUGCCCUUCUCGCCGCAUUAGCCGUGUUGGCAUUGAUUUAUUGGCGUCGCAGGCGCCGGGCUGAGAAUGAUAGCUCACUGAAUCAGCCCAACCCCCAGAGGAAGGGGUCACCGUUAAUGCAGCAGGACCGAAGUCUGCAUGAGUUUGCUGCCAUACCCGGCGGUCGAGUUGCCAGGAUGUCCGCCUUGCGCGAAGUUUCCAGCUCAUCCCCCGCUCGAUCUCGGUACUCUGCUUUGUUCGGUGGCGGAAAGUACAGCGACACCUCAGAUUCCGACCACGGUGCCAGCCCUGGAGCAAUGUCGAAAAAGAUUCCCCCCACAACAGGAAAGCGCCAUGGAUCGCUUUCCAGUAACUCAGCCUUGGCUGGUGCGGGCACAGAUUCCUCCCCUCGUUCAGGAACCGGCGGCCAGUAUUCGUCACCGGACGGACUGACCAGCGGCCAGUCGGAGCAGCUAUCUGCCUUCCAAGACUACUACUCGCAGGAUGACAUUCAUCCGGGUGACAAGGUUGCCGUACUCUGGGCAUACCAGCCUCGGGCAGGUGAUGAGUUUGCGCUGGACCGCGGCGAAAUGCUGAAAGUGAUCGGCAUCUGGGACGAUGGGUGGGCUACUGGUAUUCGAAUUCCCGAAACGGCAGAGGAUCACGAUGCUCGACACCGCGAGCAACGAGAUAGUGGUGUAUCUAAUGGCUCACGGCGGGCCGCUACAUCUCCCGCUCCCGUUGGGGAUAUCAAGGCAUUCCCUCUGGUCUGUGUAUGCCUUCCGCAACAUUGGAGGAAAAUCAUCGAUGGCGGACAAGCUGAAGACGACUAA